Ogataea philodendri is the source of this 1113-nucleotide messenger RNA. RefSeq lists its product as uncharacterized. The transcript has 2 exons. NCBI's taxonomy places the organism in Eukaryota, Fungi, Ascomycota, Pichiomycetes, Pichiales, Pichiaceae. The record is from RefSeq and is a predicted model, not a curated record. The coding region runs from base 1 to 1113 and encodes 370 amino acids.
AUGUCUAAGAGGCAACUCGACCAAUUCUCUAAUUUGAGCCAUUUGCUUUCUGCAUCCACCAAUAUCGUCGUAACCGACCUCAUUGAGGUUGUUUUCUUCGUCCUCUCUGUUGAUAGGUUCUCCCUCAGAAUGUAUUAUGGUGUCUUGCGAAACGAUGGCGUGUUCUUCAGGCUCGACUUCAACGACCUUGAACUCGACCUGUCUCAUACCACCUCUAACAACAAAGUGAUCUCCCUUACGAACGGGUCUGUAGGCGUCAACAAAAUAUGGUUUCAAAAACACAUCAAAGAGCGAUCCGGUGAUUCCCUCGAUGGUAUCGGCAAUUGGCAAAACAGAGAUUCUGGUGGCAAACUUGAUCUCAGGACAAGGAUGGAUGGUGACAAUGUCUCCAAGUCUGACUCUCAAAUUGUUUCUUGCCACUCUGUUGAUUUUACAAACACCAUCUUCGAUGUCGUCAUCGGCCAGGACGAUCAAAACGGUGUCCUUUCUCUUCUUACCUUUGAUCAACGCAGCGUCUCCACGGAACAAUUGCAACAACUCCAUGGUGUUGGAAGACAUGGAGAUGAUCGAGUUGUCAUCAUUGGUAGCAUCGUCGACGAUCAAGGCAUUAUCCUUCUUCUUUCUUCUCAAAAUAGCGGUAGCGGCAAUUCUCGCAGACAGUUGCUUGGCAAACUCGCCCAGCUCUGCCAUAUCUGCGUCUUUGGCAGGCCAGCCGAUGACGAGACCGGUUUCUGGAUCGCGUUUUGGAAUCAAGUGGAAAUGGACGUGGUCCACCACCUGGUGGGCGAUCCGACCGUUAUUUUGCAAAACGUUGUAGCCGACUCCUUCUGGAGAGUCGAUCUCCAAGUCCAAUGCCUUGACCAGUUUCUUGGUCACUGGCAGGAUAUCUGCGAGGUACUCGUCAGGAACGUUGUGAAGCUUAGCCCCGUGGUACUUAGGGAUCACCAAAAGAUGUCCUUUAGAAAUUGGUUGGAUGUCCAAGAAAGAGUACGAAUAUUUGGUCUCCACCAAUUUGAAAGAAGGAAUAUCUCCUGCGGUACAUUAGUCUUACCCAACCAAUUGAGUCAAUACAUACCUUUGAUGAUUUUGCAAAAGAUACAAGAAGCCUCGUGA